GUAAGGAGGAAAGGGCGAAUGCCUUGCUGAGACCUGGGUACCGCGCUCGCGACGGUUGAGCUGUGCUUGAGGUAGGGAGCAAUGAACCGGGAACUCGAGCCAUGGGACUGUACAUGGGAACCAAGACGAAUCGGAAGGGGAGUAGAGAUGUCGGUACCGUCGAGCUAUGAAUGGAAGGGGACCACAUGUGAUUGGCGGGGGUAUGAGAUUGUGCCGGAGCUAUCGUACCUAUGGAUAGAGCGAGUCUGGAACCCGUUGAGGGAAGAGGAAGGAUGGGAAGAGAUUGCAGAAGGGAGGGUGGAAUCAAUCGGGACGAUUGUUCUCUCCGAACAAGGUUGGCACCUGUUCUGCACAACGCUCGCGGCAGGACAGGACCCGAUGUGGCUUUUAGGGGACGCUGGGGCAAGGGCUCGACAGGCGGGGGAAAGGUUUGCUAACAAGGGUUGGGAUACGGUCAACAGUAGAGUCGUGAUGGGAGGAUGGAAGAAAUUUAAACCGCCUGGCACCCGAACCAAGAUCUGGGUGCCCGAGUUCGUGGCGGACUGGUUUGGGGGCUUUGAUCAUGUAACAGAGGUGGCGGACACGAUGGAACGAAUACACGUGGACUGCGCAUGGCUGGCAGAGGAAUCCUAUAGGACGUCCUUGAAAUUCGGGCCCUUCCAUGGCGAUAGAGCCCGGGAGGUUCUUAUCAUUUUGGAAAUCAAAAGGAAUGACCGACAGGAGGUGGCCCCGGAAACUAGGGAGGCCAUAAUCCGCCGUGAGGUGGCAGCAACACCCUGGCGGAUUGCGGGCCAGGAGAUCGAAGGCGAGUGCGCGAUGGCGCGAAGAAGGACGUUCCUUGGGGAACGCCCCUUGGGCAUUGAACCGCCGAGGGAAGUGCCGGGUGGUGUAGAGGUUAGCUUGCCGACGACAAGUGAAGGCUGGCACCAGGUGGCAGAUUGGGUCGGGGUCGAGCUUGCGGAAAAUAUGGUUUACUUGGUGACGAAAGUUGAGUGGCGUGCGGAAGAGAAUGGGGAAUGGAACCCGGACCCGCGGGGGCAUGUGCGUGCAGAAGGACGGUUGUAUGUGUCAAAGGAUGGGUGGAGGGAGUUCGGAGUUCGGUUGGCAUCAGGAGAAAACCCGUUGAGCAUGUUUGAAGGGGCAUGGCAGUUAGUAUGGCAGGCGGGGUUUGAGUUCGCAGAUCCGAGGUUUGACGACGUAACAGCGGACCUUAGGGUGGCCAUGGUCGGGAGUUUCGAAUUGCCUAGUGAAAAUGUACGAAUGAGGCUGCCGCCCUUCCUGCUGGGAAGGCUGGGCGGGCUGGGACUUGUUAGACGAGCAGUGGUCGAGCUCGCAAGCUUGACAUACGAAGAGGCAAUGGUACAUCGAGAAUACUAUCGGGUCUUCUUAGAAAUGGGGUCGUUCAGUGGAGAGCAGAAGUAUAAGGUGCUGCGCAUCCUGCGUGUCGUGUUUAGCACCAGGCCGAGGGCUCCGGUUGUGGGAAGUGAGGUCCUGUGGGGUGUCAUCCGAUGAGAAAUAAGUCAAGGGAUGGUGUACAUGGAUGAUCUAUACCGAUUGUAUGACCCGCUGGAAGUAGGAACAGGUCGGUAAUAGGGUCGA
Molecule: messenger RNA, 1599 nt
Organism: Chara braunii
Lineage: Eukaryota; Viridiplantae; Streptophyta; Charophyceae; Charales; Characeae
Source: the annotation of a GenBank genome assembly